CUUUCCUUACUGAGGAGUUGGCAACACUGAAUUACUGAGACAGAGGGUUGCUGUUUCGUUUCCACUAACAGAGCCUAGUCUAUUCCUUACCUCUUCUCUGAACGAAAUGGACCACUAUUCUCAUAAUUGCUCUGAUGACUUGGAUACAUUUUGGGAUGAGUUGAGUAAUACAUGUGUGCCAUGUCAUCAACAUAAUCCGAUCCGACCAGGGUACGAAUUUAGUCCAAACUGUGGCAGGCAUGAUGAUGGGGGAAGAUCGGAAAUACCGUAUCGACCGUGUGUCGCCGCCCAGAGCUUCAAUAACGGGAGCUUCGUGAAAUGCCAACCCUGUUCUCGCUGCGCUCCAAAUCAUCAAAACCUGUCCGAAUGCAACGAAACGACAGACACGCAAUGCUGCGUAACGAGGGACCAGACACGGUGUUGGAAAGGAGCCCUGAGUACCACGACUCAACAGGUCCAAUGGUCAACAACAUUAAGGGUCCAAGUGUCAACAUCAAAUCCCACCACUGCCAAACACAUUGAUCCAAGAUUACAUGGUGAUUCUGUAACUUCACAUGUCAACCAUCAGACUGCAUGGAUAGUGCUUACCCUCAUCUUGGUUUUCUCUGUACUUGCAUUUCUCUUAUUCAUCUAUAUUAAGACGAGAAGGAGAAGAUCAAUACCUUUUAGCUUCAGAGAUGAGGAGAAUACCCACCAACGGUCACGGAGCAGUAAGACAACAGCAGCUGUCAAUGAAGAGGUUGCUCUGCUACAGUCAGAGACCAGGAGCCUGGAGGACAUUUUGAGUUCUGACCUCCAGUCUGCGCCACUGCAGACGGUUCUGGACAACCUGGAUGUUCUAGAGGAGCUUGUGAUCCUGCUGGACCCGGAGAUCCCUGGGGUGAAGAACACCAGCCACCUAGCAUCUCGCUGCUCCUUCCCCGCCACCUGGAUUACCUACACCUACUCCCUGAGGGAGAGCAAGAGCCCCCUGAGGGCCGUGCUGGAGGGGGUCACCACCAAACACCCAGAGUGGACUGUAGGACACCUGGCCAGGUUGCUGAGAGAGAUGGACCGGAACGACGCAGUGGUGGUGCUCAGCUUGCUUAAGGUUGUCUAGUCUGGAUGUGUUGGGUCCAGAAGAGAUGGCUCCAUCCAGAUACAACUGCGAGUCUCUACCCCCUGCCAACUCACAGAUAUGUGACUCGUUUCAGGAAACUAGGCGUAUGUCACGACUUCACAGGAGAGGCAUUUUCCUGGGGGACACCGAAGUCCCAAGGCAGUGAUUGGGAACACUGCUCCUUUGCAUUAAGGUUCAAAAAAGAUAUUUAUCUUCGAUAACAUGGCACUUAAAGCAAGGAUGGUAAACCCUGUGUCCAGGCCAAGUUCCCAACCGUGGCCAACUAAUCAUUAUCAUCUUAUGUCAAAUGUAUUAUCACCAACUAAUGAUAUUGCUUUAUUUAUACAUUGCAUGUUAUAUAAAUGACAUUUCAGCAUUUAUUUGUUUCAAACUCUUUUCGAUUGACCAAGUCUGAUUUUUAGGCAUAUAACAUAAAAUAAAAGUGCAUAGAAAAAUUAAACUGGUUUAGAAAUAUGUAUACAAUUAUUUACAAACUCAGGGUUUAUUCGUACAAGGUAACAAAGACAAGUUCACACAUAUUUUCAUGUCUUUAACACUUUGUUAUACUUUAAAAUAACCCUACCAUAUAGAACAUACAGCUUUCUGAACCAGUUCUGGGAGAGAUCGUCAUGGUAACUUCAGGUUUCCAACUAGUGCUUUGCAUGUUUCAUGGAACACACAGGCCAGCUCUGCAGGACAUUAAAACCAAGUUACUCUUAUUUUGUCAUCAUCCUCUUUUUUGCAUUAGUAUUCUUUAACAUCUGUCAGAGCAACUGAGGUAGAAUCCUGGCAAGAGGUUAGGGAGUGGAGUGGGCAUAGAGAAACCUGCUCUGAGCAUUGUUACAACAUCAGUUUUUCAGUGAAAAAGGAAGCUAGGUUAAGGAUAGCCGUAUCCCUGAAAAACAGAUGCAUCCUGUUAUUGGCAAACUCUGCUAAGGGUGUUAGAUGAUUGACACAUGGGAAUACAGGCUCCAUCCCACUGAUUGGUCAGGCAGGCAGAUGGGCUAAAGCUCUUCCUAACUGGGUAAUAAAUUCCAAAAGGACAGUGCUCAUUUUCCUUAGAAUAUUAUCUGUACCUUGAAGGGUUCUCUGUAGCACGCAGAUGGGAAGAAUAGCGUGGACUCAUAUGCUUGAUUUUCUCCUGUUAAGGCCUGCCAAACUUUCUCCAUAAAAAUUCUACCAGGACAAAAACAAUUAAAAAAUACCUGCUUUAGAACAAUGUCUUGUGUAAAGGCUGAAAUGUAAUACACAACUGUCCUCAAACAUCAAGGUUCAAAUAAGAGAAAGAAGUAACAAAGUAAACAAAAAGAGGAAACGAGGGGAGGAGGAUUUCCCACUAGACCACCAUUUAUACAAAGCACAGCUAGUUUCACCAGUCCAAAUCUGAACAGAAACAUGAAUAAAUACAACUAUUCUAGAGCUCAAGCAAUCUAUUAUUGUAAAGAUGUGAACAACAGAGUGUACAUUUGAUGACUGAACUGACUGACAGCGUUGUCCAAAGUUGUACGACAGCAAAUGUUAAGGUGCUGAGUGCAUUCUCUCCCUAUAUUGGUUUUACACCAAGACAUUAUUCUCUCUUAAAGCCAUCCUACAGAGCAACAUACAGUACAGUACUGGCCUAAUGCUAUGCUUGAGAUCUCCAGUGCACAGGGGUGCUGUCAGUCCACAGUCAGGUAUAUAUAGAGUUUAUAACACAUCUCUUAGUGGUGUAACAUGGACAGUGUUCCACCCUUUGUGGAUGGCAGAGAAUGUCAGAAGGAGAAGUCAGUACUUUGUUAACUCCACUGACUGUUGAGAAAUAUGGAGUCUGGAUUUUGUUAAUUCACUAAAGAUGUGCAACUGUAGGGCAGCAAAGAAGUAGGCCUAAUAUUAUUGCAAAAGGUAAUCAGCAUUUGCCAUGAUAGUAAUAAAAUAUAU
Oncorhynchus keta (chum salmon) is the source of this 3016-nucleotide messenger RNA. RefSeq names its product IGF-like family receptor 1. Lineage: Eukaryota; Metazoa; Chordata; Actinopteri; Salmoniformes; Salmonidae. The record is from RefSeq and is a predicted model, not a curated record. The transcript has 7 exons. Gene Ontology annotation, molecular function: protein binding. The coding region runs from base 107 to 1099 and encodes 330 amino acids.